Molecule: messenger RNA, 1470 nt
Organism: Agrilus planipennis (emerald ash borer)
Lineage: Eukaryota; Metazoa; Arthropoda; Insecta; Coleoptera; Buprestidae
Gene: l(3)72Dn
Product: U3 small nucleolar RNA-associated protein 4 homolog
Exons: 2
Coding region: 94-1350 (418 amino acids)
Biological process (GO): maturation of SSU-rRNA from tricistronic rRNA transcript (SSU-rRNA, 5.8S rRNA, LSU-rRNA)
Cellular component (GO): small-subunit processome; t-UTP complex; 90S preribosome
Molecular function (GO): RNA binding; protein binding
Source: RefSeq, a predicted model, not a curated record
UUAUUCUAACCAAUUUUAGUAUGCAACUUAAAAUGUGAUGUGUGAUUACAAUGUUUAUGUAAUAAUAAGUUAUUACAUAUUGGUCGUGCAAAUAUGAGUGCACCAGCAGUACAUAACGUCAGGUUUUAUAAACCUAAACCAUAUGCAGCUUACUGUAUGGUAUUGAAGAAGUCUGAGAAUCUUCUUGCAGUAGGAAGGUCAGAUGAUAGUAUUGAAAUUUGGAAUUUAAACAACGCCCCUUUCAUUGAACGAAGAAUACCCCCAAUAGUAGAUAAUAAUUACACUCAACAGUUAUGCUGGUGUAACGAUAGGCUGUUCAGUGUUAAUUUGAAUGGAUUUUUAGUAGAAUAUGAUUUAUACAAUUUAACUGUUAGGCAUAAAAGUGCAGUAACUGGCGAAGCAGCAUAUUGUUUAGAUGUAAAUAACAGUAAUUCUCAAAUAGCUGUUGGUACUGAACAGGGUUAUUUGAAUAUAUUCUCAGUAAACGAGGACGUUUUGUUUGAAAAAUUCUUGGACAAGCAAGAAGGCAGAAUCUUAUGUCUAAAGUAUUUUCCAAAUGGGAAAUAUAUUGCAUCCGGUAGCAUUGACACUGUUCGAAUUUGGAAUGUAAAAAGUGGCCAGGCAAUUCACAGAAUCACUACAGGUCGGGCAGAAACAAAUAAAGAAACAAUUGUUUGGGAUUUACAAGUUACAUCCGAAGGUAUCGUUAUAAGUGGUGAUUCAAGGGGGAAAAUCACAUUUUGGGAUGGAAAGAUCGGUUCUCAGAUCGAAAGUUUUCAAUCUCAUAGGGCCGACAUUUUAUCAGUUUGCCUAUCUAGUGACGAGAAAACUCUGUAUUGUGCAGGUGUCGACCCAUUAAUUAUUUCUUAUGAGAAGGUGAAAGUUAAAGGUACAUCCCAAAAAUGGGUGAAAAGUAUUCAAAGAAAGAUUCAUGAUCACGACGUUAGAUGUCUAAUUCUGCUUAAAGAUAAGCUUUAUUCUUGUGGAAUAGAUGGAUAUUUGGCAUGCAGUUAUCAUCCUCCCAAAACUGUUCAUAAAUUCCCUCCCCUGUUGCCCUCUUCAUGUAUCAGUAUUAGUACAGAAAGAAAAAUUGUACUUUUACAAUAUUCCCUGCAAAUAGAAUUAUGGGAAUUGGGUAAAGUAGACACGGGGAAAGAACAAGAAGGUCUUUUUAAGUUGGAUUCAUUACCAAAAAAACUAGUUCAGAUUUUCAGAACGGUUAAGAAUUCAAACAAUGAGGAAGAAAAUGAGGGAAUUAUUUGUUCUGCAUUAUCUAAUGAUGGGAAAUGGAUCGUGUUCAGCACAGAUACGGCUGUUAGAAUUUUUAAUUUCAAAUAUGUGAGUUGGUAAUGCAGAAGACAUUCUAUACUGUGAACCGUAAUAAGUUGUUCACAUUACAUGGCUGUUAUUAUCAGCAUUAUAUAAUAAACAUCUAUAAUUAAUAAAAUACAUAUAAAAGACAGCAACAAA